Daucus carota subsp. sativus is the source of this 1857-nucleotide messenger RNA. Its product is annotated as citrate synthase, mitochondrial. Bases 154 to 1572 code for a protein of 472 amino acids. The transcript has 20 exons. Gene Ontology annotation, biological process: tricarboxylic acid cycle; carbohydrate metabolic process; citrate metabolic process. Gene Ontology annotation, cellular component: mitochondrial matrix. The record is from RefSeq and is a predicted model, not a curated record. Lineage: Eukaryota; Viridiplantae; Streptophyta; Magnoliopsida; Apiales; Apiaceae.
UCUCUCUCUCUCUCUCUCUCUCUCUCUCUCUCUCUCCAUUUUUCACGUUUCUCUCCCACCGUCUCGCAAAUCACACUGCGAUUUAUAUCACUACAUACAUAUUUUAUAUCUCUCUCGCAUCUUAUUCGUCGAAUUAGGUUUUCGGUUUGAGAAAUGGUGUUCUUUCGGAGUGUUUCGCUGCUUAACAAGCUGCGGUCUCGGGCUGUUCAGCAAUCGAACCUCAGUAAUACAGUGCGUUGGUUUCAAGUGCAGACCUCCGCUUCUGAUCUCGAUCUUCGUUCUCAACUUAAGGAGCUGAUUCCAGAACAGCAGGAGCGGAUUAAAAAACUUAAAGCAGAACAUGGAAAGGUUCAGCUGGGAAACAUAACUGUUGAUAUGGUACUUGGCGGUAUGAGAGGGAUGACAGGACUUCUAUGGGAAACCUCUUUACUUGACCCAGAAGAGGGAAUUCGCUUUAGGGGGUUGUCCAUACCUGAAUGUCAGAAGCUAUUACCAGGAGCGAAGCCCGGUGGAGAACCAUUGCCCGAGGGUCUGCUCUGGCUUCUUUUAACUGGAAAGGUACCAACUAAAGAGCAAGUAGAUGCAUUGUCCGCAGAGUUGCGAAGUCGUGCUGCUGUACCAGAGCAUGUAUACAAAACCAUCGAUGCGUUACCUGUUACAGCUCAUCCAAUGACUCAAUUUGCAACUGGUGUCAUGGCCCUCCAGGUUCAAAGUGAAUUUCAGAAGGCAUACGAGAAAGGGAUUCACAAAACAAAGUAUUGGGAGCCAACAUAUGAGGACUCUAUUACUUUAAUUGCUCAAUUACCAGUUGUAGCAGCUUAUAUCUAUCGCAGGAUGUACAAGAAUGGACAAAGUAUAUCCACGGAUGAUUCUCUAGAUUAUGGUGCAAACUUUGCCCACAUGCUUGGUUACGAUAGUCCCAGCAUGCAAGAGCUUAUGAGGCUUUACGUUACUAUCCAUACUGACCAUGAAGGUGGAAACGUUAGUGCUCAUACUGGUCAUCUAGUUGCAAGUGCCCUUUCAGACCCAUAUCUUUCUUUUGCAGCUGCAUUAAAUGGUUUAGCAGGGCCUCUUCAUGGUUUGGCAAAUCAGGAAGUUUUGUUAUGGAUCAAGUCUGUGGUUUCCGAAUGCGGAGAAAAUGUAACUAAGGAACAAUUGAAAGAUUAUAUCUGGAAAACAUUAAACAGCGGGAAGGUUGUUCCUGGAUAUGGACAUGGUGUUCUGCGUAACACAGAUCCAAGAUACAUAUGUCAGAGAGAGUUUGCUUUAAAGCAUUUACCUGAUGAUCCACUCUUUCAAUUGGUUUCAAACCUCUUUGAAGUGGUGCCUCCUAUUCUUACAGAACUUGGCAAGGUAAAGAACCCCUGGCCAAAUGUUGAUGCCCAUAGUGGGGUACUGCUGAAUCAUUAUGGCCUAACAGAAGCCAGAUAUUAUACUGUUCUCUUUGGAGUAUCGAGGGCCAUUGGUAUUUGUUCUCAGCUGGUAUGGGACAGAGCUCUUGGAUUACCACUUGAGAGGCCAAAAAGUGUUACAAUGGAAUGGCUUGAAAACCACUGCAAGAAAUCUUCUUAAGUUUGAAAGUUACACGAUGUGUACGUCAUUUUUCUAUAAUAAUUGCUCUUGUAGCGUUUCUUCCUUUGAUAGGAAAUACUGUUGCCAACAAUUGAAAGGUGAAAAGAAGAGGUCCAGAAAUUUUUAGAAAACUAUGCAAGCAGGUUUUUUAAGUUGCUUAGAAGGGUUGAUUACAUUAGAUGUUUUUGCCUUUUUGUGGAUGAAUUCUAAUGUUGUGGACAGCUCAACUUGGGGACAUGCAUAGUUUGAGGUAUCUUAUUCAAAUAAAUACAUUCAAUUUAAUUA